This is a messenger RNA of Rosa chinensis, 2061 nucleotides long. RefSeq names its product U-box domain-containing protein 13. NCBI's taxonomy places the organism in Eukaryota, Viridiplantae, Streptophyta, Magnoliopsida, Rosales, Rosaceae. The record is from RefSeq and is a predicted model, not a curated record. Bases 212 to 1714 code for a protein of 500 amino acids. Gene Ontology annotation, molecular function: protein binding. The transcript has 3 exons.
GGCACUGAGCAGUGAGCAGGCUAUUAUAAAUAAUGAAGCCACGAAACAAAGUUACACUCCCCCUCAAGAGGAGACUCCCUGCGUUUUUCUUCGUAUUAAAUAAACAAUAUAUAAAAUCUCACUCUGGCAUUUUAGGCUGCCCUGUUUCCGUGCAAUGUAGUUCAGUUCAGUACAACUGAAGAAGAAGCUACUACGUACUCGAUCAGACCAAAUGGCCAAGUGUCACCGCAACGACGUCGGAUCUAUUGUCCUAGACCGUCCCUCCACCACCGCCACCGCCCACUCCCGCCUCUGGUCUUCCUUCUCCGCCGCCUCAUUCCGCCGCUUAAUCUUCGACGCCGUCAGCUGCGGCGCCAGCUCCCGCUACCGCCACCGACACGAAACCGACGCCGCCGCCCCUCCCGCCAGUCCUCCCGCCGGAUCAACCCUCAAGCAAUCCGAAGAGCCGGAGAAGGCAAAGCCGAAACCCAAGUCCGAGAAGCUCUCGGAUCUUCUGAACCUGGCGGCGGAAUGGUCGGAGGCCGAGAGCGACGCGGUGACCAAGAAGAAAGUGGAGUCAUUGGAGGAGCUGAAGCGCGUGGCCAGGGAGUUGCAGGUCGAAAACGACGCCGUCGAGAAGCGGAGAGAGGCGGCCAGCCACGUCAGACUUAUGGCCAAGGAAGACUCCGAAGCGAGAGCCACGCUUGCGAUGCUCGGCGUCAUUCCGCCGCUCGUCGGAAUGCUCGACGACUCCGAUGACGUCGAUGCUCAGAUCGCAUCACUCUAUGCUCUGCUCAAUCUCGGCAUCGGCAACGAUGUGAACAAAGCUGCUAUCCUCCAAGCAGGUGCUGUGCACAAAAUGCUGAAGCUGAUUGAAUCUCCAAACUCAUCAGUCUCCGAAGCAAUAAUUGCAAAUUUCCUUGGCUUAAGUGCUUUGGAUUCUAAUAAACCCAUUAUUGGAUCAUCAGGUGCCAUACCUUUCUUGCUUAAAAUCCUCAAGAGUUUGGACAACACAAUUAGCAGCCAAGCUAAGCAAGACGCCUUGAGGGCUCUGUACAAUCUUUCAAUCUUCCCAUCCAAUGUUUCCUAUAUACUGGAAACCGAUAUGAUCCCAUUUUUCUUUAAUGCACUGGGUGACAUGGAAAUGAGUGAAAGAAUCCUUGCAAUUCUAAGCAAUAUGGUAUCUACUCCUGAAGGCCGAAAAGCAAUCAGCAGUGUGCGCGAUGCAUUCCCUGUAUUGGUUGAUGCAUUGAAUUGGAACGACUCCCCCGGGUGUCAAGAGAAAGCAUCCUACAUUUUAAUGGUAAUGGCGCACAAGGCGUUUGGGGAUAGGCAAGCCAUGAUUGAGGCAGGAGUGGUAUCAGCGUUGCUCGAAUUAACGCUUUUGGGUAGUACAUUGGCGCAGAAGAGAGCUUCGAGGAUCUUGGAGUGUUUGAGAGUGGACAAAGGAAAACAGAUCUCACAGAACUUUGGCGGGAGUGGAGCGGUUUCUGCUCCAAUUUGUGGGUCUUCAUCAUCUUCUACAAACCCUAAUCUAGGUUCCAAGGAGUGUUUGGAAGAGGAUGAGGACAUGAUGAGUAAUGAGAGGAAAGCAGUAAAGCAAUUAGUACAACAGAGUUUGCAGAGCAACAUGAGGAGGAUUGUGAAGAGAGCCAAUUUGCCCCAAGACUUUGUUCCGUCAGAUCAUUUCAAGUCACUCAUCUCAAGUUCAACUUCAAAGAGCUUGCCAUUUUGAGAUGAUGAGGAGAUUGAAGGGAAGAAUUUGAGAAAUCCGACUUCAUCUGAGCAGAAUAGAAGACUUUAGCAAGCAAGAUAUUGUGGUUUUCAGAGUUGAGCUGAGCUAGGUGGCUGUUCAUCAUUGUUCAAAUUCAUUACCAAAAAAAAAAAAAAAAAAAGUCAUCGACAUUUCGUCCCCAUGAGUGAUCAGUUAUAUCACAAAUAUUAGCAUAUAGUGCGGUGCUGUACCCGUAUGGCGGUAUGGGCAUUUUGUAAUCUUUGUAUAAAAGUUCAUAAUCUGGCUAUUUUGUCCCUGCUAUGUGACUUGAUUUUGAUGUAAAUAUUUAUAAUGUAAGAUUCAUGAUC